Ailuropoda melanoleuca (giant panda) is the source of this 3650-nucleotide messenger RNA. It is a transcript of the gene ADAM9, whose product is annotated as ADAM metallopeptidase domain 9. Gene Ontology annotation, biological process: cell-cell adhesion mediated by integrin; membrane protein ectodomain proteolysis; transforming growth factor beta receptor signaling pathway. Gene Ontology annotation, molecular function: metalloendopeptidase activity; integrin binding. Gene Ontology annotation, cellular component: plasma membrane. The transcript is spliced from 17 exons. The record is from RefSeq and is a predicted model, not a curated record. Bases 202 to 2253 code for a protein of 683 amino acids. Lineage: Eukaryota; Metazoa; Chordata; Mammalia; Carnivora; Ursidae.
AUUUUUCUCUACGUCAGCGUAGGGAGCGCGAUGUCGGGAGCGAGCUCGGACAAGAGCCGAGUUGCGUCAGUGCCGAGCGCGUGUUCGUCCCGGGCGCGCGCAUCCCGGCCAGCUCUGGGGCCCCGGCAGGGCUGGGAAAUGAUGGAGCAGGCGGAGGCAGAGGCGACCGAGUGUUGAGUGGAACCUGCGGAAUCUGCCGCGAUGGGAUCGGGCGCUGGCUCGCCCUUUGGGGCCCUCCGGCUCCAGUGGCUGCUGUUGUUUGGCUUGGUGGGCCCAGUUCUCGGUGGGGCUCGGCCAGGUUUUCAACAGACCUCGCAUCUCUCUUCUUAUGAAAUUAUAACUCCUUGGAGAUUAACUAGAGAACGAAGAGAAGCUCCUAGGCCCCAUUCAGAACAGGUAUCUUAUAUCAUUCAAGCUGAAGGAAAAGAGCAUAUUAUUCACUUGGAAAGGAACAAUGACCUUUUGCCCCGAGAUUUUGUAGUUUAUACCUACGACAAGGAAGGGGCUCUGAUCUCUGACCAUCCUGAUUUACAGAAUCAUUGUCAUUAUCGGGGCUAUGUGGAGGGAGUUUAUAAUUCAUCCAUUGCUCUUAGCGACUGUUUUGGACUCAGAGGAUUGCUGCAUAUAGAGAAUGUGAGUUACGGGAUUGAACCUCUGCAAAACAGCUCUCAUUUUGAGCACAUCUUUUAUCGGAUGGAUGAUGUCCACAAAGAGCCCCUGAAAUGUGGGGUUUUCAACAAGGAUAUAGAGAAAGAAACCAUAAACUAUGAAGAGGAAGAGCCUCCUAGCGUCACUCAGCUACUUCGAAAAAGAAGAGCUGUCCUGCCACAGACCCGAUAUGUGGAGCUGUUCAUUGUCGUAGACAAGGAAAGGUAUGACAUGAUGGGAAGAAAUCAGACUGCAGUGAGAGAGGAGAUGAUCCGUUUAGCAAACUACUUGGAUAGUAUGUAUAUUAUGUUGAAUAUUCGAAUUGUGCUGGUUGGACUAGAGAUUUGGACAAAUGGAAACCUUAUCAACAUAAUUGGAGGUGCUGGUGAUGUGUUGGGGAACUUUGUACAGUGGCGUGAAAAGUUUCUCAUAACACGUCGGAGACACGACAGUGCACAGCUAGUUCUGAAGAAAGGUUUUGGUGGGACUGCAGGAAUGGCAUUCGUGGGAACAGUAUGUUCAAGGAGCCACGCAGGCGGGAUUAACGUGUUUGGGCAAAUCACAGUGGAGACGUUUGCAUCCAUUGUUGCUCAUGAGUUGGGUCAUAACCUUGGAAUGAAUCAUGAUGAUGGCAGAGAUUGUUUUUGUGGAGCAAAGAGCUGCAUCAUGAAUUCAGGAGCAUCAGGUUCCAGAAACUUUAGCAGUUGCAGUGCAGAGGACUUUGAGAAGUUAACUUUAAAUAAAGGAGGAAACUGCCUUCUUAAUAUUCCAAAACCUGAUGAAGCAUAUAGUGCUCCUUUCUGUGGUAAUAAAUUGGUGGAUCCUGGGGAAGAGUGUGACUGUGGUACUCCAAAGGAGUGUGAAUCGGACCCUUGUUGUGAAGGAAGUACUUGUAAACUUAAAUCAUCUGCUGAAUGUGCCUACGGUGACUGUUGUAAAGACUGUUGGUUCCUUCCAGGAGGUACUUUAUGCCGAGGAAAAACCAAUGAAUGUGAUGUUCCAGAAUAUUGCAAUGGUUCUUCUCAGUUCUGUCAGCCAGAUGUUUUUAUUCAGAAUGGAUAUCCUUGCCAGAAUAACAAAGCCUAUUGUUACAAUGGCAUGUGCCAGUAUUAUGAUGCUCAGUGUCAAGUCAUCUUUGGCUCAAAAGCCAAGGCUGCCCCAAGAGAUUGUUUCAUUGAUGUGAAUUCUAAAGGUGACAGAUUUGGCAAUUGUGGUUUCUCUGGCAAUGAAUACAAGAAGUGUGCCACUGGGAAUGCAUUGUGUGGAAAGCUUCAGUGUGAGAAUGUACAAGAAAUGCCUGUAUUUGGUAUUGUGCCUGCUAUUAUUCAGACUCCCAGCAAAGGCACCAAAUGUUGGGGUGUGGAUUUCCAGCUAGGAUCAGAUGUUCCAGAUCCUGGGAUGGUGAAUGAAGGCACAAGGUGUGACGAUGGAAAGGAGCACCAUGAUCAGCUAACCAAUGCCAUAGGUGUGGGCAAGUCUGACUUUUCUGAUUGCUUCUUUGACGUUGCUGUUUAUUAUGGCAGCCAUAUCGACCUUGCCUCUGCAGUUAAGUGCCUUUGCACUUGGCCCCUGCCUCUUGACGUUCAAUUACUCCCAUGGCAUUAGGUGUUCCAAUUCAGGGACUGUUAUUCCUAAUGCAAAGUGGCCUACCAGUAAGAGUGAUGAUAUAGAAAUUUAGGCCUGCAGGGACUCCCCUCACAAAUUAUGUCUCACAGUUAUGGUGAAAGGUAUGUCUGCUGGACCCUUCCAGAGUGAGUAAAUGGGUUGGAAGUGGCAGACCCAUUCUUAACAUUCCAUUCUUCCCUAAGCUUUUGAAUCAUCUCUUGUGCCUUUAAGCAAGACAAGGCUAGCAUUUCCAGCUUGCUCAGCAUGGGCUAACUUUUGGUGCAUGUUUCAGCUGAUUAACCAACAAACUAUUAAAGCUCUUUGUAACCUUUUUCUGACCUGCAACAUUAAAUGCAGAAUCUCUACUUAGUAAGUGUCAUGGUAAAUUUGGCCUCAUCCAACUUUCUGUUCCUUCCACCAUUAUCCCACACCCUUAAUAUCCAUUCUGAUACAUGUUCUGUCAUGAUAAAUUAGAAAACUCAAGUAGUUCUUUUGGUAUUUAGUACACCUCCUAACAGGUCACACUUUUAGGGGCCUGCUGAGACUUGAGACUAGUGAUAGGUCUAAAAGCGAGGAGGGCCAGUGGCCAUGAGUCCUGAGGAUAAUCAGCAUUGUCUUGAAUGGCAGUUUCCUCACUUGAGGCCAUUACAAUUUCCUCGGGCAAUGCAGUGCUAAUCCCUUUUUUUGGAGUAGAAAGGGCUUUUCUGUUGAGGGUAGAGAGACUGCUUCUACUGGCAAUGUAGACUCAUCAGUAUUUAGGGGCUCGAUGAUUUAGGUUAGACUUUUGUUCAUUUGAUCUAGAAUUUUUCUUCUUAUACAGAUAUCAGGGUCUUCCCACACAUCUGCUUUCCAACUUUAGGAUCCCAUUCUAUUCCCCUAAUGCCCUCACUUUAAUGGUAGAUAGGCUGUAGAGCUAGGAGGUCCAACUUGUGUUGUAAUCUCACCAGUUGUAGGAUGAAAUUCUGGGUUUGAUUUUCAGAGGUCUCAGCCCUAUAGCUACAAAAGAUUAGAGUCUCCUUCAGGUUACUUUUGUUGUGUUUGACCUGAGAGUUCAAGUUUCUGAGCUUAUUCUUUUCAUUCUUUACUUUGUUCUGUUACAUUAGGAGUAACCACCGAUCUCAUAUUUAUUAGUUUGAGAGAGAUGUUUGAAAGUAUCAUAUGCACAAUUACCCAGAUCCUUGAUUCUUAUAAGUUGAUUAGGAAUAACCAGUGGUGAUAUUUUACAUACCUUUCUGCCAGAACAUGCCAUGGAUUCUCAGUACUGUGCUGUUGCAAAUAGAGUCACUAACAUCUUUAAAUGUAGUCAGGUAAGAGAACCAAUUCCAGAAGCCUGGGGGCCAAUUCAGAAAACUCAUCCUUAAAAACUGUUCUCCAAAACCAGUCUUCGUAUCUGCAUU